This is a messenger RNA of Chaetomium globosum CBS 148.51, 1221 nucleotides long. RefSeq lists its product as uncharacterized. The coding region runs from base 1 to 1221 and encodes 406 amino acids. Gene Ontology annotation, biological process: nuclear-transcribed mRNA poly(A) tail shortening. Gene Ontology annotation, cellular component: cytoplasm. The record is from RefSeq and is a predicted model, not a curated record. NCBI's taxonomy places the organism in Eukaryota, Fungi, Ascomycota, Sordariomycetes, Sordariales, Chaetomiaceae. Gene Ontology annotation, molecular function: RNA binding; poly(A)-specific ribonuclease activity. The transcript has a single exon.
AUGGCUAACAUAACCACAGGAUACCGAGCGCGAACCUUCACCUUCCAACUCACCCCAGAGUUCUUCCCACCCAAUACAGCAUUGGCAAAACUGAUCGACCGAAAGCUGGUUCUUUCGUACCGUAGCUUCUUGUUUCUCCAGGAAAACAACUUCUCUUUUGAAAAGACCUUCUUCCAGGGUGUCCCUUACCUUAGCCGUUCGGAGGGAGAACUGGCCAACAGUUUGUAUCCAACCAAGCCCCAGCAUGCGAACGCACCGGCCGAAGAUAGCCCGCCUCAAAAGUCGUGGGACAGCGAAUAUAGAAAACGGCAUCAUUCCGUCGUGAGGCAGACCGGCAAGCCCAUCAACAUACCCCUAGCCCCACACCCUAGGCUAACACCCAACCCAGGAUUCCGCUACAUCAUUGAAGCCCUCAUCGGCGGCUCCUUCGCCGACGCCCUCGACCCAGAGCUACUCCUCGACAACAACCACCUCCCACCCACCACCGCCUCCCAACUCCGCCAAAACCUCCACCUCUACGAAGCCCGCCUCCGCGCCCACCGCCCCAUCCUCAUCGGCCACAACCCCUUCCUCGACCUCUGCUUCCUGCACGAGACCUUCCUCCAGCCCCUCCCCGCCGACGCCCUCGCCUUCCGCCGCGCCACGCACCGCUUCUUCCCGCGAAUCAUCGACACCAAGCACCUGGCCUGCCAGCUCGGCUGGAAACCGAGCCGCAACCUCGCACAGCUCUAUGCCGAUCUGGUCGGCAGGGGCUCCAGAAUUCACCCCAAACCUCAACAUCACCGUCACCACCACCACCAGCAGCCGCCGUCGCCACCACCCUUCUCUAUCAUCCCCGAGCCGGGGUUUGACCCCCGCGAGCGUGGCAUGGCCCACAGCGCAGGGUUCGACAGCUGGAUGACGGCGGUGGUGUUUGUGGUAUUGUCGGGGCGGGUUUUGACUACGGGGGAUGGUGGUGGUGGCGGUGUGGGAUCUUUGAUUCCGCCACCACCGCUGCGUGGGCUGCGUCGGGACGGGGGAAAAGGGAAGGGGGAUGAGUUGUUUCGGGAGCUCUGUCCGUUUGGUGGUGGUGGUGGUGGUGGUGGUGGUGGUGGUUUGAAGGGGGGUGGUGAGCGGCCGUCAUCGUCGUCGCAGUGGGAUGGGGAGAUUUGGAGGAGGUAUGGUAAUAAAUUGCGGAUGGGGGCUGUUGGGGUGAUGGAUCUGGCGCGGGAGGAGAGCUGA